Molecule: messenger RNA, 1485 nt
Organism: Eutrema salsugineum
Lineage: Eukaryota; Viridiplantae; Streptophyta; Magnoliopsida; Brassicales; Brassicaceae
Exons: 4
Coding region: 1-1485 (494 amino acids)
Source: RefSeq, a predicted model, not a curated record
AUGUUCAAUCUCAGAAAGAACCGAGAGCUUCUGGUAGAUAUUCACCCUCUCGCCUUUGGGAGCUUCCUUCCUUCUGUUCGCGACGACCUUUUCUUUGUUCGAGAUACUCUCGUGGCUCGGAAAGUCAAUUGGAGGAAACACUUCUCUUUUGAGAGAGUAGAGAGUGCCCGAGCCAUUUUCACCGGGGUGUCCAUUAUCUCUUCUUCGUCAAAUUCCUCAGGAGACAUGAGAGAGAAGAUGGUGAUCUUUACGCUCAGGGAAAAGAAGAGGCGUGAAGUCGAAGAGGUCGCUGGACGAGCCGAUCAGACAGCUCCCGUAGGGACUGAGGUGGUACCUCGGGAUGACCUGCCGAAGCUUGAGGGGAGCGAGGCUGCCCGAGCUACUGAAGAGAAUGCUCCCAAGGUGACUACGCAGGAGGCAGCACCCGAGGUGGAGCCGGGCGAGAUUAUCCCCGAGGCGUCUAGGGAGAACUCCGCGGCUCGGAGUAAAACGCCGCCCGCCUCAUCAAUUCUGGCCCUUCCGAAACAGUCGAGGCCCCCAGCUUCAAAUCUGUUGAAGCAUGAUGUCAGUAGAAAACGGUCCGCUACGGAAAAGGGUAAGGGGGUGGCCACCCAAAAGAACGAGCCGUCAAAAAAUAAAUGCAAGUCGGCGCCCAGCAAGCCCGCGUCUUAUAAGCUGUUUAUCGACGAUCCGGCCGCUUCUGCGGUGAUGCUCUCGCGUGUUAAUAAUGCCAACACGCGUCUUCCGCCUCCCGAGCAGCUAAGGAGGUCAAAGUCUUAUGCUGCUAUGGCGCAGCGCGGCACCAAGUUUAUUGCGGAUUUCAAAGAGAUGAUGGCUGGCUAUGAAUCAGACUUGGUUAAAGAUGAGCGCUGCUUGGAAAAGGCUCGGAAGGAGGCCGCAAUGGCUAAGAGAAAGUUGGACGAGACGAUGGCCAAGGUUAAGAAACUGGAAGAGGAAAAGAUAGCUCUUCGGGCCAAUGUUGACAAGGUGUCGUCCGUGGUGACUCGUCUUGAGGAGUCCAGGAGGGCUAAGAGUGCCGAGGUGGCUCUGUUGAAGAGGCGCAUCGAGACUAAGGACGCCAUGUUCGAUGCUAAAGUGAAGCGGGCUAAGAAGGAAGCGAGGCAUGAGCUGACGGCUAAAUUCCAGGAGCGCCUUGCCAAGGUGGAGAAGAUCAAAAGCAACCUUGCUAUGAUUGACGAGCUUCGGAAACCUGACGGCUCGACUUUAGAUGCCGAAGGGGAAAAGUUGAAGGGUUGGGAGGCCGAAUACGUUGAGGACGAGGCGUAUGAGCGUAUCGCAUCCGAGAUCCAAGGUGAAUUGGUCUUUUCGCCUGUGUCGUCAGAUUCCGUCGACACCCGUCUGGGCAUCGAGCCGAUCCAGGAGACAGCGGCUAAUCUCGGUGUCGAGGAUCCGACCGGGUCAAACACGGGUACACCAGCUCUUUCGAACCUCCUUGCCGAGCGAGGGAUGCGUUCUGCGGCUUGA